CAGUAUUUGUACUUCAUUUGUACUCUGUACUGUCCCUUAUUCUGACUUCAUGACAAGAAUAGAAGUGGCUAAAAAUAUGUCUAGGUUUAUAGAAUAAGUAUAGUCUGGUACUGUUCAGUGAUAACCAUGAGAUUGCUGUGGUGUGAUGUAGGUUACUUGAGUCAUAGCAUCCUGCCAAGAUGGGGAAGGUGAAGAAAAUGAAAAUGGCUGGCAAGGCCCGCCACAAGCCCUUGGAAGCACAAAUCGCAGAUGACGAAUUUGCUCGUCCCAGUGGCAGAUUUAAGAUGAGAACUCGAAGUGACAGAGAGACAGAUGAGGUAGUAGAACCCACUCUCUCCAGAAACAUUUUACGAGUUGCCAAGGAGCAGCUGGCCGAAGAGGGUGCAGGAACAGCCAGUGUCAAAUCUCCCUCUACUGUUCCAUUGAAACCUAUGCUGGGACAAGCAGAAAGUGACUCUGAAGGGGAGGGUGAUGGUGAUCAUGAUGCCUUUUCCCAGAGUGAGGAGGAUUAUGAAGAUGUGGAAGUGGAUGAAGAAGAUGAAAAGGCUUUGGAAAUGUUCAUGUGCAAAGAUCCACCUGCACGAAGGACACUGGCAGAUAUAAUUCAAGAGAAGAUCACAGAGAAGCAGACUGAGAUCUUGACACAAUUUUCUGAUGCCCAAAGCAAGCUGUCUUCUGUUUCUGCCCAUAAAAAUGGAUUCCUUUUGCAUUUGUGCAAGAUAGUGGAACUCUACAAGGGAGUGAAGGAAGUGUUGGCCAAGUACAGAAGUGGAAAGUUGCCGAAAGCAUUCAAGAUCAUCCCACGUCUUGCAAACUGGGAGCAGAUUUUGUACAUCACAGAUCCAGAGAAAUGGUCUGCAGCAGCCAUGUACCAGGCAACUAGGAUUUUCACAUCAAACCUUAAGGAGAAGAUGGCACAACGAUUCUUUCACCUGGUCUUGCUUCCCCGUGUCCGAGACGACAUUGCCGAGUACAAGAGGUUGAACUUUCACUUGUAUCAGGCCUUGAGAAAGGCACUCUUCAAACCUGGAGCAUUCUUCAAGGGAUUCCUCAUCCCACUCUGCGAGAGUCGGACGUGCUCCUUGCGAGAGGCCAUCAUCAUUGGAAGUGUCCUUGCAAAGAAUUCCAUACCAGUCUUGCAUUCAGCUGCUGCCAUGCUGACAAUAGCAGAGAUGGAGUACAGUGGUGCCAACUCAAUAUUCCUACGGAUCUUCUUGGACAAAAAGUAUGCCCUGCCGUAUCGUGUCAUCGAUGGAGUUGUUCAUCACUUGCUGAGGUCUGUUUUAUCAUCAUGA
Messenger RNA from Darwinula stevensoni, 1295 nucleotides. The record is from the annotation of a GenBank genome assembly. Lineage: Eukaryota; Metazoa; Arthropoda; Ostracoda; Podocopida; Darwinulidae.